AUAAAAAUGUUUCUGAACACCAUCAAGAAGGUAAAGCUGGAAGUGAGACCAUUGCUGCUGCCCCAACUCGUACGUUUAACGGCCAUGUUGAAACCGGGGCUCAAAUCCAUCAACUGGACCAGUCCCCGGUGGAUUGAAUUCUACGACAACUGUAAGGAGGCAAUUGAAAUGUUUGACGUGCUGGUGGCACGCGUUCAUGAUAUCUACUCGAAUCGUAUUCUGCACGUAUUGACGUCUAUGCAGGAUAUUCAGCUGCAAUCGCUACCGAAUGACGAUGAGAUGUGGACGGUGGAUGAAUUUUUGGAGUAUACGGAGGAAACCUGCCGCCAGGCAGCUAUUGAGCUAAACCGAAAAAGCCAGAUGGUCGAGGAGGCAGUCGAAGAAGUCUUGGAUUUAGUGCAUCGUGCUUCUCAAAUUUUCAAACGUAUGGUCGGUGCAGAAAAUGACUUUUUCGUUGACGAAGACAAGAAACCAUCGGAGAAGUCGUCUCCGACUCCGGAGGGAGAUAAUGAUGACGGAAGCGGUCAGCAGCAGGAUUGGAGCAUUCUUUGGUCCUGCUUCGAGAACCCAUUGCAACUACUGUCGCACCAUGGUGGUGGCCUUCCGAAGGGAAUGCAAGACAUGGUAUUCAAUGCUGUCUCGGAGAUGCGACGAUACUACAGUCGCAAGGUGAUCGAUGUCCUCAUACGUGUGACCCGAACUUCAUUGGACUGUCUGAGGAGACGGUUCAUGGAGGUGGAAGGCGAGGAUCUCCCGAGAAAACCCAUAUUCAUUCUCCAAUCCUUGCUGAUGAUACCGAAUGUGACCAUCAGACCGAACCUAGAAGAGCUGCAGGAUGCGUUGACGAUUGCCGGUAAACAGAUAACCGGUGUCUCCAAGGGUGUUGCACAGUGGAACACCGGCAAGGAUAUCGACGAUAAGCCAAGGCCUUCGGCUGCCGCUCUUGCUUCGGCCGCUACGGCAGCAAAGUUGGCGAAAGCCAACGCUGCCACUCUGGACGACAAGUCUCGGCGUCGCAAAAUGUACCGAUUACAGUCGGAGGAGAAACCCAGGAUGAUUCACAUGACCAAAAGCUUCUACAGCUACGUGAUGGACAAUAAGGAGGUGGUUAAAACGUUGUCGCUGCUAUCGAGCUGUAUUCGCAACAUAAAACCGGAGCUGCACCAAUUUGUUGACAAGUGGAAACCGUACCACUUCUUGUGGAAAAAUGACAAGACCAUCCGACAGCUGUUGGAGUGCACACUGUUCGAGUUUGAAGGUACGCUGCGCCGCUUGGUAGAUUUGGAAACAAACCUACUGGUCGAGAGAGAUAUGCAAUACUUCGGGCAGAGCAUUGCCCUAUCUACGGAGAAGUUGAAAUUUGGACUCUCAAUUGAAAUCAAGUCUUGUACUCACAAACUAGGACAGGCGAUGAAGAAGAAAUACAAACGCGAGAUGGACUACGUGUAUGCGGUGAUCAACGAAAUGGACCGCAAGCUGGAUCGUCAGAUCCGUGACCUGGACGACGUGCGUACGGUGAUGGAUACGCUGAGCAAAAUUCGCGAGCAGGAAGUCGACAUGGAGCUGAAGAUUGAACCGAUCGAGGAUGCAUUCAACAUGAUGCACAAGUACGAGAUCGCGGUCGAUCGAGAGCAAAUGGACCAGGUUGACAAUCUGCGCUACACUUGGGUUCGCUUGCAGUCCCGUGCCAAAGAGGUGCACUGCAAACUGCUUGAGAUGCAACCAGAUUUCCAAAACGACCUGCGCGCCAAUUUGGAGAGAUUCAAGCAGGACAAGAUCGAUUACGUUGCCGAGUACAGGGUGUCGGGCCCCAUGGAACCGGGGCUGACGCCGCGCGAAGCAUCCGACAAGUUGUUGCUCUUCCAAAAUCGAUUCGACGGCAUGUGGAGAAAGCUCCAGACUUAUCAGAGUGGCGAGGAAUUGUUUGGUUUGCCUCAAUCAGACUAUCCUGAACUUGGCCAGAUCAAGAAGGAGCUGAACUUGCUACAGAAGUUGUACAAGCUUUACAACGAUGUCAUUGAUCGGGUCAGCAGCUACUAUGAUAUUCCUUGGAGUGAUGUCGACAUCGAAGAGAUCAACAACGAACUGAUGGAGUUCCAGAAUCGUUGCCGCAAGCUUCCAAAGGGUCUCAAGGAGUGGCCCGCCUUUUACGCCCUCAAACGAACAAUUGAUGACUUCAAUGACAUGUGUCCAUUGCUUGAGCUAAUGGCAAAUCGAGCGAUGAAACCACGUCAUUGGCAGAGAAUCAUGGAGGUGACAAAGUAUACCUUCGAGUUUGACAGCGAAGGUUUUACGCUAAAGCACAUUCUGGAAGCGCCUUUGCUGAAGCAUAAGGAGGACAUCGAAGACAUCUGUAUUUCGGCAAUGAAAGAGAAAGAUAUCGAGGCGAAACUGAAGCAGGUCACAAACGAAUGGUCCGCUCAUGAACUCAGCUUCAUGACCUUUAACAAUAGAGGCGAACUGUUGCUGCGAGGUGACACAACUGCCGAAACCAUCGGACAACUGGAGGACAGCCUUAUGGUGCUGAGUUCUCUUCUAUCCAAUCGAUACAACGCACCAUUCCGUAAACAGAUCCAACAGUGGGUCUACGAUUUGUCCAAUUCGAAUGAUAUACUCGAAAGAUGGUUAUUGGUGCAGAAUAUGUGGGUCUACCUGGAAGCCGUAUUCGUCGGAGGUGAUAUUGCAAAGCAGCUUCCAAAGGAGGCAAAACGAUUCUCCAAGAUCGACAAGUCUUGGCAGAAAAUUAUGCAACGUGCUCACGAGACUCCCGGUGUGGUUGCGUGCUGUGUUGGUGAUGACUUGCUGAAGCAACUGCUUCCGCAUCUUCAGGAACAACUUGAGCUGUGUCAGAAAUCCCUGAGUGGCUACUUGGAGAAGAAACGUAUGAUGUUCCCGAGAUUUUUCUUUGUAUCCGAUCCCGCAUUGCUGGAGAUUCUUGGUCAAGCAUCCGACUCGCACACGAUACAAAAUCACCUACUGUCGAUCUUUGAUAACACUAGAUAUGUAAAGUUCCAUGACAUCGAGUACAACAAAAUGAUGGCGAUUAUUUCCUCAGAAGGCGAGAUGAUUCCGCUGGAUCGAGCUAUUCGAGCAGAAGGUUCAGUCGAAACGUGGCUAACGUCAUUGCUGCAGUCGAUGCAACAAUCGCUUCACUCCAUCAUUCGCCAAGCGUACCAUCUGAUGAACGAUCCCAACUUUACCUUACUGUCGUUCCUUGAGAAACUCCCGGCACAGGUAGGGCUGCUGGGUAUACAGAUGAUUUGGACUAGGGAUGCAGAGAUGGCCCUGAUGCAAGCCCGCCACGAGAAGAAAGUUAUGUCGGAAACCAACAACAAGUUCCUGGAGCUGUUGAACACGUUGAUUGAUCAAACUACUCGGGACUUGACGAAAAUUGAACGUACAAAGUUCGAAACACUAAUCACAAUCCACGUCCAUCAGCGGGACAUAUUUGAUAUCCUGUGUCGAAUGAACAUUCGGUCGGCGAAUGAUUUCGAAUGGUUGAAACAGUGCCGAUUCUACUUCAAGGAAGACGUCGAUAAAACCUGGAUCAACAUAACGGACGUGACGUUUAUCUACCAGAAUGAGUACUUGGGAUGCACCGACCGGCUUGUGAUUACCCCAUUAACCGAUAGGUGCUAUAUAACGUUGGCUCAGGCAUUGGCACUGAGUAUGGGGGGAAGCCCUUGUGGUCCCGCAGGUACAGGCAAGACCGAAACGGUGAAGGAUAUGGGCAAAACUCUGGCGAAGUAUGUGGUCGUGUUCAACUGUUCAGAUCAGAUGGACUACCGAGGGUUAGGACGAAUCUACAAAGGCCUAGCGCAAUCCGGCUCAUGGGGUUGCUUUGAUGAGUUCAACCGAAUUGAAUUACCCGUAUUGUCCGUUGCAGCUCAACAGGUAGCGGUCAUCCUGACUGCUAAGAAGGAGAAGAAGAAGCGAUUCAUAUUCACCGAUGGAGAUGAUAUCGAAAUGAAUUCGGAGUUUGGUGUAUUUAUUACUAUGAAUCCCGGGUAUGCUGGCCGUAAGGAGUUGCCUGAGAAUUUAAAAAUUCAGUUCAGAACCGUUGCCAUGAUGGUACCGGAUCGCCAGAUCAUCAUCCGUGUGAAGCUUGCCUCGUGCGGUUUCCUUGAGAAUAUUACUCUAGCGCGGAAAUUCUAUACCUUGUACAAACUGUGCGAGGAGCAGUUGACCAAACAGGUUCACUAUGAUUUUGGCUUGCGGAAUAUUCUGUCGGUUCUGAGAACGCUUGGAGCUGCCAAGCGAGUCAAUCAUAAGGACAGUGAAAGCACUAUAGUGAUGCGAGUGCUUCGGGACAUGAACCUAUCCAAGCUUAUUGACGAAGAUGAACCGUUAUUCAUGUCCCUAGUUUCGGAUCUGUUUCCCAACCAAACGCUGGAGAAGACCAGCUACGGAGAGCUGGAUUCAGCUAUUCAGAUUCGAGUUGAACAAGCUGGACUUCUUUACCAUCCACCGUGGAUACUAAAACUGAUUCAACUAUACGAAACGCAGCAAGUUCGUCAUGGUAUCAUGACUUUGGGACCGCCUGGGGCGGGGAAAACCUGCUGCAUAAGAAUCCUGAUGAAGUCUCUAACCGACAUUGGGCUUAUACACAAGGAAAUGCGUAUGAAUCCAAAAGCAAUUACAGCCUCGCAGAUGUUUGGCAGAUUGGACGUAGCUACUAACGAUUGGACCGAUGGUAUCUUCUCGGCUCUCUGGAGGAAGACGUUGAAAGUGAAGAAAGGUGAAAACACGUGGCUCGUACUCGAUGGACCGGUUGACAGUAUUUGGAUCGAAAAUUUGAACUCGGUGUUGGAUGAUAACAAAACACUUACGCUGGCCAACGGGGAUCGGCUGUCGAUGGCACCGACGUGUAAGAUCAUAUUUGAACCGCACAAUAUUGACAACGCAUCUCCGGCUACGGUAUCCCGGAAUGGUAUGGUCUACAUGAGUUCGUCAGGUUUGGACUGGAAGCCAAUCCUUCAAGCAUGGUUGAAAACCCGUAGUCCGCUGGAGAAGAAAGUAUUCACCGAGUUGUUUGAUGGAUCGUUCCUGAAGAUUUACACCUGGGUUUCCCAGAAUCUGGUGCUAAUGAUGGAUGUGCUGCAAUGCAAUUUUAUUCAACAGAUGAUUUACAUAUUAGACGGAUUGGUUCCCGUUUCUAACGAAAAUGAACAGGAAGUGGCACUGUCCACUACAGGAAGCCUUGAUGACGACAUGAACGACGAUGAGGCACCGAAACCGAAAGACGAAGCUUGUACUCCUGAACAUUUGAAUCGAUUGUAUAUCUUCUCACUGGCGUGGGGUAUCGGGGCAUACCUCAACUCAGCGGACCGCCUCAAGUUGGACGCACAUAUCAGGGAAAAGUAUCGCAAUCUGGAUUUUCCAACCGCCGAGGAGAAACCAGAUUCGUCGAUAUACGAUUAUUUCGUGUCGCCAACGGGCAGUUGGCAGUUGUGGAAAACUCUGGUGAUGCCCUACGUCUAUCCGGAGCACUCGACGCCGGAUUAUCUGAGCAUAUUGAUCCCGAUCGUUGACAAUGUGCGUAUUGACUAUCUGAUCAACGUUAUUGUCAAACAAGAGAAAGCUGUCUUGCUGAUCGGAGAGCAGGGCACAGCCAAAACGGUUAUGAUGAAGAGUUUUAUGAAGAAACUAAGCACGGAAACCCAUAUGGGACGAUCGUUCAACUUUUCGUCCGCCACUAGUCCGUACCAUUUUCAGAAAACCAUCGAAAGCUACGUGGAGAAGAGGCUGGGCAACAUGUUCGGCCCGGGGGGUGGUCGGAAACUUCUGGUAUUUAUUGACGAUAUCAACAUGCCCCAGAUCAACGAGUGGGGUGAUCAGAUUACGAACGAAAUCGUAAGACAAACCAUGGACAUGAGAGGUUUCUACAGUCUGGAGAAGCCGGGCGAGUUUACGAACAUUGUGGACGUCCAGUUUGCUGGGGCAAUGGGCCUACCUGGAGGUGGUCGAAAUGAUAUACCUGCUCGCUUAAAAAGACAGUUUAGCGUAUUCAAUUGUAACAUUCCGGAUAAUACGUCGAUAGAUACGAUCUUCAGAACACUCGGUGAGGGUCAUUACAACGUGAAGCGUGGAUUUUCACUGGAAGUACGAAAACUAGUUAAGAGGCUUGUCCCCCUUACUCGCAUCGUAUGGCAACGCACGAGAGAACACCUGCUGCCAACACCGGCCAAGUUCCAUUAUAUAUUUAGCUUGAGGGAUCUUUCACGGAUAUGGCAAGGCAUGAUCGGAACCUUGUCCACGGUCAUCACGUGUGAAUCGGUGCUAAUACUGCUGUGGAAGAACGAAUGUUCCCGGGUGUUUGCUGAUCGUUUUGUAUCGAUGUCAGACACGGAAUGGUUCGUUAACGAGAUGCUUCAAGUGCUGGAGACCGACAUUGGGCCAGAGUACAAAGAGAUGGCUGGACCAAGCCCAGUAUUUGUGGACUUUAUGCGAGACGCUCCAGAGCCGACCGGAGAGGAAGGCGAAGAAACAGAUAUGGAAUUGCCGAAGGUUUACGAGCCAGUGUUAGAUUUUAGUAUUCUGCGAGAACGUCUGAAAAUGUUUCUGCUACAGUUCAAUGAAAUGAUUCGUGGAACUGGGAUGGACUUGGUAUUCUUCCCAGAUGCAAUGCUACACUUGGUGAAAAUAUCGAGAAUCAUCCGUCACCCGAGGGGAAACGUAAUGCUGGUAGGCGUCGGCGGGUCUGGAAAACAGUCGCUUACUAAGCUCGCAUCGUUCAUCGCUGGAUAUAAAACUUUCCAGAUCAGUUUAACACGCUCCUACAACGUAGCAAACUUCCUUGAAGAUUUGAAGCUCCUGUACCGAUCGUGUGGCGUACAGGGCAAGGGAACUACGUUCCUCUUCACCGACAUGGAUGUCAAGGAGGAAAGCUUCCUCGAAUAUCUGAACAAUAUCCUCUCAUCGGGAGUAAUUUCGAACCUAUUCAAUCGAGACGAACAAACCGAGAUUGUGUCUGAACUGACACCGACCAUGAAGCGGGAAAACCAGAAGAAGAACGUGACGCAAGAAACGGUAAUGGAAUACUUCCUGCAGCGUGUAUGUCACCAUCUUCAUGUGGUAUUCUGCUUUUCUCCCGUCGGCGAGACUUUCCGACGCAGAAUUAUGCGGUUCCCGGCGUUGGUAUCAGGUUGCACGGUCGACUGGUUCCAACCUUGGCCGAAAGAUGCGUUGGUAGCCGUCGCCCGACAUUUCCUGUGUGAUUUUUCGAUCGAAUGUAGCCCGGAAGUGAAGGACGAACUGGUGAAUGCGCUCGGAACAAUACAGGACGUAGUAUCGCAGACAUCGCUUGAGUACUACCAACGGUUCCGACGAGCGACUCACGUAACACCCAAGUCAUACCUGAACUUCAUAGCAGGAUAUAAAAACAUCUACACUCAGAAACACAAGGAGUUGUGCGACGGAGCGGAGAAGAUGGAUACUGGUCUGGAAAAGCUGGCCGAAGCUUCCGAGUCAGUUGAAAUUCUGAAGCAGGAGCUCGCAGUCAUGGAAAAAGAUUUGGUAGAGGCUUCCGCCAAAGCUGAACGCGUAUUGGUUGAAGUGACGGAACGAGCCAUGCAGGCCGAAGUGUUUAAGAACCAAGUGCAGGUGGUGAAGGAAAAAGCCGAAGCAUUGGUACAGAACAUUGCCGCAGAGAAAGGAUUCGCCGAGGAAAAACUGGAAGCGGCCAAACCUGCACUGGAGGAAGCAGAAGCAGCUCUGAACACCAUCAAGCCAGCUCAUAUCGCUACAGUCCGAAAGCUUGGCCGUCCGCCCCAUUUGAUUAUGCGCAUCAUGGACUCUGUAUUGAUAAUGUUCCAACGCAAACUGCACCCGGUAAUUGCUGAUACGAGUGCACCAUCUCCGAAACCGUCGUGGCAGGAAUCGUUGAAAAUGAUGGCAAGUACUACCUUCCUGCUACAGUUGCAAAACUAUCCAAAAGAUACGAUCAACGACGAGAUGAUCGAGCACCUGCUGCCGUACUUCCGAAUGGAGGACUACAACAUGGACACAGCCAGAAGGGUGUGUGGCGACGUCGCAGGAUUGUUAUCCUGGACCAAAGCUAUGGCAUUCUUCCAUGGGGUGAACAAGGAAGUACUGCCGCUGAAAUCGAAUUUGAUGCUACAGGAAGCUCGUCUCAAGAUUGCCAUGGACGAUUUGGCGGCGGCUGAAAAUCAGCUGGCUGAACGUGAAGCUGCUCUACAGAAAGUCAAGGACCAAUACGAUGCAGCAGUUUCCGAAAAGCAACGGUUGACGGAUGCUGCCAACAGUUGUCUUCGCAAAAUGACUGCGGCCACAGCACUGAUCAACGGCCUGGGCGGGGAGAAAACCCGCUGGACUCAGCAAAGCAAGGAGUUUAAGAUUCAGCUUGGAAAACUCGUUGGAGAUGUACUACUGGCAACGGGAUUCUUAUCCUACUGUGGCCCAUACAACCAGGAGUUCCGGGGAACUCUAUUCAAAACAUGGAUGAACAUCUUGAAGAUUAGAACCAUACCGUAUACGACAGGUUUAAGUAUCAUCGGAAUGUUGACGGACUCUGCCACUAUUUCCGAGUGGAACCUUCAGGGUCUACCGAACGAUGAAUUAUCCAUUCAAAACGCACUGAUUGUAACGAAAUCCAGCAGCUAUCCGCUGCUAAUUGACCCUCAAAGUCAGGGUAAAAUCUGGAUCAAAUGCAAGGAAGACCAGAACGAGCUGCAAAUUACGUCGCUUAAUCACAAGUACUUUAGGACACAUCUGGAAGAUAGCUUGUCCCUCGGACGUCCACUGUUGAUAGAAGAUGUUGGAAUUGAGCUGGACCCUGUCAUUGAUAAUGUGCUGGAGAAGAACUUCAUCAAAUCUGGAUCCAUGGAAAAAGUGCUCGUCGGUGAUAAAGAGUGUGAUGUGAUGCCAGGUUUCAUGUUGUAUAUCACCACCAAAUUACCAAACCCCCCAUUCAGCCCGGAAAUCAGUUCCAAAACAUCGAUUAUUGAUUUCACUGUAACGAUGCGUGGUUUGGAGGACCAACUACUGGGUCGUGUGAUAUUGAUGGAGAAGGCCGAUUUGGAAUCGGAACGAGUGCAACUGUUCGAAAGCGUGAUGAAAAAUCAACGCAGCAUGAAAGAGCUGGAAGCUAAUCUACUUCUCCGUCUGACGUCCACCGAGGGGUCCCUGGUGGAUGACGAAGCACUGAUCGAGGUUCUCCAGGAAACGAAAACAACCGCCGAAGACGUCAACCAGAAGUUGAAGAUCGCCGAAGUAACAGAAAAGAAGAUUAUGAUUGCUCGAGAGGAAUUCCGUGCGGUGGCAGCACGGGGAUCUAUUUUGUAUUUCCUGAUCGUUGAAAUGUCUAACGUCAAUGUUAUGUACCAGAAUUCGUUGAAGCAAUUUUUGAUUAUCUUUGACAAUUCGAUCACCAAAUCUACCAAGAGUAAUAUCACCGAAGAACGGAUCAACAUAAUCCUGAAGUACCUAACCUACGAGGUGUGGGCUUUUACAAGUCGUAGCUUGUACGAGCGUCACAAGCAGCUGUUUACCCUGAUGUUAGCUGUGAAAAUCGACUAUCAGAAGGGUAACAUCAGUCAUGAUGAAUUUAUGGCAUUCGUGAAGGGAGGCGCAUCGCUAGAUUUGAACGGCGUCGUUCCGAAACCAUUCAAAUGGAUUCUCGACAUUACCUGGUUGAACUUGGUUGAGAUUAGCAAGCUGAAAACCUUCAAUGGCAUUCUCAAGAAGAUCGAAUACAACGAAAGAGAAUGGAGAAUGUGGUAUGAAACCGAAAGGCCCGAAAUGGAAGUGAUCCCAUGUGACUACGAAAACGAGUUGGAUGUGUUUAGGAAAUUACUACUGAUUCGAUCGUGGAGCCCGGAUAGGACAAUAUCGCAAGCAAGACGAUACAUCGAAGGGUCACUUGGCAAGGAAUAUGGAGAGAUGCACAUAUUGGAUUUGGAUAUAACAUGGUCGGAAUCGGAACCACGGACCCCUCUGGUUUGUAUUCUAUCCAUCGGUUCCGAUCCAACCGUCCAGAUAGCGGCUCUUGCAAAAUCGAAAGGAAUUCUCCUGAAAACGGUGUCCAUGGGACAGGGCCAGGAAUACCACGCGCGGAAAAUGAUGACCGAUUGCAUGGCUACUGGAGGAUGGCUACUGCUGCAGAAUGUCCAUCUCUCGCUUACAUUCUGCAAUGAAAUCAUUGACAUUCUGAUUGAAACCGAGCAUGUUGCGGAAUCAUUCCGCCUUUGGAUAACCACUGAAACGCACCCGCACUUCCCGAUUGGAUUGCUUCAAAUGGCGAUCAAGUUCACCAAUGAACCGCCUCAAGGCAUACGGGCUAGCUUAAAGCGUAGCUAUCUUACUUUCACUCAAGAUUACCUAGAUUACACUUCCGCAUCGCAGUGGCCACCGUUGCUGUACACCGUAGCAUUCUUGCACUGCGUCGUCCAAGAGCGACGCAAGUUUGGACCCUUGGGAUGGAAUAUACCCUACGAAUUCAACGCUGCGGAUUUCUCCGCUAGCGUACAAUUCAUCCAGAACCACCUAGACGAGAUGGACCCGAAGAAGGGCGUUUCGUGGCAAACCCUUUGCUACAUGCUUGGCGAGGUCAUGUACGGCGGUAGAGUUACGGACGACUUUGACAAACGCUUGCUCACCACAUUCACCCAGGUUUGGUUUUCCGAGCAUCUGCUGACGCCUAGUUUCGAGUUCUAUAAGGGCUACCGGGUCCCAAACUCGAGAAACAUUCAAACCUAUAUCGAUUACAUCAACCAGCUGCCACCGACGGACACUCCGGAGGUGUUUGGCUUACAUCCGAAUGCGGACAUCACGUAUCAGAUCAACACGGCGAAAGGAAUUUUGGACACCAUCCUAAGCGUACAGCCGAAGGAGGGCGGUGGCGGUGCCGGCGAGACUAGGGAGUCGAUCGUUUGGCAGCUGGCCAACGAUAUGCUGCGCAAGUUGCCCCCGCAGUAUAUCUCGUUCGAGGUGAAGGACUCGUUGUCCAGGAUGGGAGCUCUGCUGCCGAUGAAUAUUUUCCUCAGACAGGAAAUCGACCGAGUACAGCGGGUAAUCCAUACUGUUUACACAAACCUGUGCGACCUGAAGCUGGCCAUCGAUGGAACGAUCGUAAUGAGCAAUUACCUGCGGCAAUCGCUGGACGCCAUGUACGACGCUCGGAUACCGGAAAAGUGGCAGAAGAUAUCGUGGGAAUCUACGACGCUUGGAUUCUGGUACACUGAACUGCUGGAAAGGAAUCAACAAUUCCGUGCAUGGAUUAGCAGUGAUCGCCCAAAGGUAUUCUGGAUGACGGGAUUCUUCAAUCCGCAAGGAUUUUUGACAGCUAUGCGACAGGAAGUAACACGCGCCCACAAAGGUUGGGCACUGGAUUCGGUGGUUUUGCAGAACCAGAUAACCCGUUACAACAAGGAAGAUAUUCACGAUGGCCCUCAGGAAGGCGUCUACGUUCACGGCCUAUUUCUGGAAGGAGCAUCCCUGGAGCGUCGAACGGGUAAGCUAAUUGAAUCCAAGGCCAAAAUCCUGUACGAGCAGAUGCCGGUAAUCUACAUCUAUGCUAUCAAUACGACCGCUGGCAAGGAUCCCAGACUGUACGAGUGCCCGAUUUACCGCAAGCCCCAGCGAACCGACCAGAAGUACGUCGGUUCGAUUGAUUUCGAAACCGAUUUCAACCCGCGCCACUGGACCUUGCGUGGCGUUGCACUGCUGUGCGAUAUCAAAUAAUCUAGAUCAUGUUCUGCAUUCUAUAAUUACAUCAAUUUUUGCACUUGUUGGUCGUUUCUUGUCCAUAGCACUUUGUGGCUUUAAUAGCGAAAAAUCCAUAAUAUUACUUUAAUUACAACAGAGCAUGGAAAGAGAGCAC
Molecule: messenger RNA, 11839 nt
Organism: Ochlerotatus camptorhynchus
Lineage: Eukaryota; Metazoa; Arthropoda; Insecta; Diptera; Culicidae
Gene: Dhc1
Product: Dynein heavy chain 1
Exons: 11
Coding region: 7-11700 (3897 amino acids)
Biological process (GO): microtubule-based movement
Cellular component (GO): axonemal dynein complex
Molecular function (GO): ATP binding; dynein intermediate chain binding; dynein light intermediate chain binding
Source: RefSeq, a predicted model, not a curated record